Mytilinidion resinicola is the source of this 4289-nucleotide messenger RNA. Its product is annotated as IkappaB kinase complex, IKAP component. NCBI's taxonomy places the organism in Eukaryota, Fungi, Ascomycota, Dothideomycetes, Mytilinidiales, Mytilinidiaceae. Gene Ontology annotation, molecular function: tRNA binding. The transcript is spliced from 12 exons. Bases 1 to 4125 code for a protein of 1374 amino acids. The record is from RefSeq and is a predicted model, not a curated record. Gene Ontology annotation, biological process: mitochondrial electron transport, cytochrome c to oxygen; tRNA wobble base 5-methoxycarbonylmethyl-2-thiouridinylation. Gene Ontology annotation, cellular component: elongator holoenzyme complex; cytosol.
AUGCUUGCCCGCGCUGCCUUCCGUGCGUCCACCACGACGUCGCUCGUCUCCCGCCGCGGCUUCCAGUCGACCCGCGCCCGUCUGGACAGCCCGUACCACUACCCGGAGGGACCUCGAAGCAAUCUGCCAUUCAACCCAUUGACCAAGUGGUUUGCACUGAGAUUCUGGGGGUUCUGUGCUGUUGGAUUCGCGGCGCCAUUCCUUGUCGCUGCGAAUUCCGCAAUGCGCAACCUAAGGAAUGCCGGACGGUUACUAGUUCGGUUUCCCGACAAUCCUCUUCCACUUGCUGCUACUGCGUGGGAUACCACUAAGGACUCACUGAUAUGCGCCUUUGGGCCGUCUGAGUCGAGUGCCGUAAUCGAGCUCAAACGCCUGCGUCAAGAUGCAGCUUCUGGCGAAGACCCUAUGAUACCCAUCUCAUCUUGGAACGCUCCAUGUCCUUUGCCAAGUCUUCUUUGCGACUCAAUAUUGGAUCUCCAUUAUUUCUCAGGUUCUUCAACAACAUGUCUUAUCCUAGCCGGAGGAGAUAUAAUACUCGUUCGGGAGCAAUCGCUCCCUGGAGAAGUCACCAUAGAAAUCGUAGGCUCAGUAGACGCAGGCAUAUCUGCAGCUGCGUGGUCGCCCGAUGAGGAGAUUGUGGCCAUCACCACACACGCCAACACCCUUCUCUACAUGACCCGAGAGUUCGAAAGCCUCACAAGCAUUACUUUGAGCAGAGAAGAUCUGAAAGAAUCACGUCAUGUCUCCGUUGGCUGGGGUAAAGCUGAAACGCAGUUCAAAGGCAAAAGAGCCAAAGCGUUACGGGACCCUACAAUGCCAGAGCAUGUCGACGAUGGAGUGCUUAGCCCACAUGAUGACCGCUCGGCAACCAUCAGCUGGAGAGGCGACGGUGCAUAUGUUGCUAUAAAUACUGUUGAAGACGAGAAGCGAAGAUUGAUUCGAGUCUACUCCCGAGGAGGUCUACUUGAUAGCGUCAGCGAGCCUGUGGAUGGGCUCGAAGGGGCUCUUAGUUGGCGACCGUCGGGAAAUAUCAUCGCCGGAGUGCAACGGCUAAAAGACGGUCUUGACGUCGUAUUGUUCGAGAGGAACGGCCUUCGUCACGGUCAAUUCAGUCUACGACUAUCCUCUGAAGAGUUUGACCUUCUUACCAUACCUUUGACUCUAAGUUGGAACAGCGACUCGAGCGUCCUCGCUGUUGGGUAUUCGAACAAAGUCCAGCUUUGGACCAUGGGGAACUAUCACUACUACCUGAAGCAGGAGCUAGAGUUUCCGAAAACAGAGUCCAAAUGCGCUGCUAUCAAUAGUUGGCAUCCUGAGAGACCUCUUCGCAUUUCUGUAGCAACAUUUGAUGCAGUUCAAAUGCUAGAGUAUGUUCUCACGGCGGCCAGCGGCCCCACAGUGGCUCCAAACGACUUUGGCCUUCUAUGUGUGAUUGAUGGAGCAUCUUUGAAGCUCACUCCCAUGAGACUCACAAACAUCCCUCCACCAAUGUCCCUCCAUCAGAUCAAUCUGCCAGAAAUUGCGCUAGAUGCUGCUGUAUCUGCAGCCAAUUCGCGAAUUGCCAUUCUCACAAGAGAGGGGGUAUAUGUAUUUGCGCUUGACAUCCACAAGAAACCAGUUCCUGAACCCACCCUAGUUUGGCGCUGUGCUAGUCCACCGAAUCACUACCCACGCCAAAUAGCUUUCGUUUCAGAUACUGAUAUCUUCUUGAUCACUGACCAAUGGAACGGAUCCGCAAGUACUCUAUGGAAAUGUGAAGAGCAAGGCGUCACCUCUUAUGGGGGCGUGUCAGGGAUGAGAAGCAGUUCGAAUAUCACUUCCAGCCUGGAUAGAACAGGUCUAUUCGUCCAGACUUCGAAUGGUGCUAUAUCAAGUAUUGCUACCAAACAGUCAGCCCCUGAGGUUGAAGACCUCUGCCUUGCUUCCGUUGCCAAAUUCCCAUCGCCGGUAUCGCUGGUACAAGUCGUAGUUCAUGCGGAUGAGAAUAUUUGUUUCGGCCUAACUACGAGCGGAGUUUUGUAUGCCAAUGGCCGCCUUCUCGCUAGGAACUGCACCUCGUUUCUGGUCACGUCUGCCCAUUUGAUAUUCACAACUACUCAACACUACAUAAAAUUCGUUCACAUUGCAAAAGAUGAAGAUCUUGAGAUUCCCCCGGACGAGCCUGAGGUUGACGAAAGGUGCAGAACUAUCGAACGCGGGGCACGACUGGUUUCCGUCAUGCCGUCUAUUUACGCAGUUGUCCUACAAAUGCCGCGAGGUAACUUGGAGACUAUUUAUCCUCGAGCUCUCGUGCUAGCUGGGAUCCGCAAAAGCAUCGACAGAUUGAAUUAUAAACGAGCGUUCCUAGCAUGCCGCAAUCAGCGCGUGGAUAUGAACAUCAUACACGACCAUGCGCCCGAGCAAUUCAUGGCGAACAUAGGCACGUUUGUAGACCAGAUUCAGAAUGUCGAGCACAUUGAUCUCUUCCUUUCCCAGCUCCGAGAUGAAGAUGUGUCGCAAACUAUGUACAAAAAUACUGCAAAGGAUCUAUCAUCCUCUACUAAUGGUGUAAUUCCGAACGGAACCGUUAAGACCGUGUCUAUUGGGAAAUCAUCCAAGCUGAACCGAGUGUGCGAUGCUUUCUUGAAAGCAUUCCAAGCAUGCGGGCAGAAAUAUUUGCAAAGCAUCAUCACAGCACACGUAUGCAAGAACCCGCCCGACCUCGAUGCGGGCUUGUCCAUGAUAGGGGAGCUUCAAGCUCAGCAAGAUCCUUUCACAGAGAGAAUAGCAGAACAUAUCUGCUUCCUAGCCGACGUUAAUCAACUCUAUGACAACGCUCUUGGGCUCUACAAUCUCGAAUUGGCUCUUCUAAUCGCUCAACAGUCGCAAAAGGAUCCUCGGGAGUACCUCCCACAUCUCCAGUCCCUCCACGAACUAUCGAUUUUGCGCCGCAAGUUCCAGAUCGAUAAUCAACUAGCACGAUACGGCAAAGCAUUAGGACAUCUUUAUGAUCUCCAAGCAUUUGAAGAGCUAAACGCAUACGUUGAGAAACACUGCCUUUACACUGUAGCCCUUGAGUUAUUCAAGUACCAGCCGGGACAUUACAAUGAGAUAAUGGGGCUCUACGCCGACUACCUCAACAAUAACAACCAGUACGAACUAGCUGCGCAUGCUUACGAGUCCCUCGAUAAUUACGCAGCAGCCAGCGAUGCCUGGCGAUCGGCAAACCUAUGGGAGGAGAGCCUCUCCAGUGCCCUGAAGGCAGGCACGCCCGACACGGACUUCACAUCUCUUGCAACGACACUCGCAGAAGGGCUCAGCGAGACCAGAGACUUCUUCGCUGCAGCAACGAUUCAUCUCGAAUUCCUCUCCGACGUCGAGACGGCAGCACGCAUGUUCUGCAAAGGCUACUACUUCUCGCGCGCCAUCCUCGUCGUCGAACAGAAACGGCAACCCGCGCUAAUCGAGGGCGUGAUUGAUCCAGGCUUAGUGGAGAGCUCGGCGACUAUGACGGAACUUUUAGCAGAUUGCAAAGGGCAGCUUGGAGCACAGGUUCCGCGACUGCGAGUGCUGCGGGUGAAGAAGGCAGAGGAUCCGCUCGCUUUCUUCGAUGGUGCCGAACACCCAGACAUCCCCGACAAUAUCUCCCUCGCUCCCACCGACGCCUCCACAUCGGCCGGAACCUUCAUGACCCGCUACACCAACCGCACCGGCACAAUCAAUACCACCACUACCCGCAAAACCUCUAAGAACCGCCGACGCGAAGAACGGAAGCGCGCGAGGGGUAAGAAGGGCAGUGUUUACGAGGAAGAAUACCUCGUCAACUCCAUCCGCCGACUGGUGGAGCGGAUCAACACCAUUAAUGAGGAGGUGCAGAGAUUAGUGAAGGGGUUGGUGAGACGGAAGAUGCGGGAGCGAGCAGCAACGGUUGCACAGGCGAUGGAGGAUGUGGUUGGGCUGUGUAAAGAGUCUGUAGAUGAGGUAUUCCAAGUUGAAAAGAAGGCAGCAGCGGAGGUAAGCGUCGGUGCGGAAGGCUCUGAUAGGCCGGUUGGGGCGGAUGGGGUGUUGUGGGACAGUAUGGAGGAGGCGGCUAGGAAUAAGGAACCGCCCGUGGUCAAGGAUUUUGAAAGGCUGUCUCUGAUAUAGCGGGCGACUACUAUGUAGGAAGGAAGGAAAGAAGAACAUUCUAAGUAGAAGCCUAAAAUCGAAUGAAUGUGAAUAUUAAUCCUGUACGUCGUUCCGGUUGUACGUCGGAUGUGGAUUGACGAACAGCCACGCGGUGAUUUCCCCGAAGCGAAACUUGAUCUUCA